CAUCAAUUCAAAUGUGGCGCGGUACGAAAAAGUCAAUGCAGAAGACUAGACUCUGUUACUGUUAUACAAAUUACAAGAUAGAUGAUAGAAGAGCAAGCAGAACGGACAGAACAUGUUGAUUUUGUGAAAUAAGGUUAAAGAGACUAAUGUUAGAGUGAUGAGGCAAGCUGCAUACAAACUGUAUAGUUGACUGGUAUAGAAACACAAAAAGCAUUGAGAGAUCGAAAUUGAAAAAUGCCGGUGCACAACACAGCUGGAGGUUCCUCGAUCUUCUUUGCAAAAGUUCCAGACUUCAGUCUUCUUUGCUCAGUUGUUUGUCGGCUCGAAAAUAAUGCACCAUCUGCAUAUAACUUUGGACCAGGCUCUUCAUCAGGCAUCCAUAAUCCAUCUAGAUCUAGUUCACAGGAUACAAAGAAAUGUGGCCAGUCUAAUGUUCUGAAGUGCAGAGAACUGAUAUUCACUGAAUCCAAUGUCUUGGCCUCACCAUCUCUCCAAGAAGAAGGCAAUAUUUAUGUGAUCAUCACUUCUCAGUUUUGGCAGUCGGGCAAGCUUCAAGAGAGAUGUCAGAAGAUGAGCUUACAGGUUGGGAAACCCAUUCGGGUAAUUCCAGCAGUGUUUCAAGCCUGCUUUACAUACACGUUGAAGGCAAAGCUAGCUCCUUUGUGGAACAAAGUUGGAGAAUAUUACAUCCAGGGCAGGGACUUCAUCACAAGUACUGGAAUCCUUGGUGCUAUCAACCUUGAAACAAAUGUGACAGAUGGUGAAAUAUGCCUUGCUGUCAAGCCUUUAACUGUCAAGAUGCCACAUUGCACAUUGCAGGAUUUUGGUGUUUUACCUCCUAUCAUUAAUCACUUUCUGGUGGAUAUCAACUACAUCAUCUCAGAAUACUCUGUAGAUGACAAGUGGUGCUAUGUGCUACCAAGUAUGAAGAAAGGAAAAGUUGUGAGUCUGACGCAUCAUAUCCCAUCUUCCAGUCCUUACAAAACCUAUGGUGAUCUGAAGAAGUACUGGAAAAAUAAUUAUGGCUACAGAUUACCAGAGAGUGGAGAAGGGAUAGUGUACAUCAACAUCUUCUUCCCUGCGAUACCACACACCAUGUUCACUUACCCAGAAUUCUGCAUCAGGAAGAUUGAACUAAGACCGGUACCUAGAGUGGAUUCCACCCCAGUCCUGCAGGCAUUCCUGACAGAUAUUAAGAAGAAGAUGCCACACAUGUGCCACACCCCUCUAGAAGUCACAAGGAAGCCACAGUACACAGUAGUCACCAUGAACUCAGCCAAUGGAUAUAUUGAAUCUGAGGGCCAUUCAAGUAUGACUCUGAUCAAUAGGAAAUCUACUGUGCCACAGAGAAUCCCUGCUCGAGCUCUAGUACCGGUCAGUGAGAGCCGCAGCCAACAGCACAGCACCCAGCCACAGAUAUCUCCUUACAGACCACUGACUGGACAUCCAGCAUACAUCAAGUCUGCCACAGGUUAUAUCAUCAAGACCCCUCAGAAUGUGUCUCCUGUCACUCCAGCCCUCCCACCCAGUCAGUUUGGGUACCCGCAUGAUGGCUCCUUGUCUAAGAAUGGUCAGCAAAACCCUCAGCAAGGGUCUAGUCUGCAUUGUCCAUUGCCGUAUGGGAGCAACACCAAGGUGACUCCUUCACGACGUCAUCAUGAUCUUCAAAGUCCUAGGCAGUCACCGUAUGCUGCUAAAAGCAAUCUGUCCAUGCCAAUGGGUUCUCCUGGUCAGAAAGGUUUGUUCUGUACUCCUCCACAUCCUUAUGUAUCACCAGCAAACACUGGAGCACAUCCUUACCAAUCACCAGCAAACACCGGAGCACAUCCUUACGCAUCACCAGCUAACACCGGAGCACAUCCUUACGCAACACCAGCUAACACCGGAGCACAUCCUUACGCAUCACCAGCUAACACCGGAGCACAUCCUUACCCAUCACCAGCUAACACCGGAGUAUAUGCCGUGGGUCAUCAUUUGACACCAAUUACAGGAACAGUUGCUACUGGGAGGAAGGAGUUACCACAGUCUGCUCCAAAGUCAGCCAGAAAUCUAAACCACACUAUAUUCUCUUUGGCUGCUGAUCAGCUUCAGCACUAUUCAGAGCAGGAUAUCAACAAUAAUUCCCCUCAGCAUGCGUGUAUGCCAGCUUAUCGGAAGGAAGGAGGCAGGUAUGUUGGUUCUGCAGGAGAUGCCAGUAGUUUAACACCACCUCCACUACAGCAGAUGCAGAAUCUCCCAGAAAGCAAUGGAAUGCUCCAACCAGGGAAUGGUGGAGGCUUCCUAAGAAAGGAAGUAUGUAGAGAGUCUCAGCAGCCUCCUCCUCCACAACCAAGACCCUUUGUGCCUAUCUUUAACCCCAAACCAUCUCGUUCAAUCCCAUCGGCUGCCAGUGGAAACCAAACACCCCAGGUACCAAAGAUCAAACCUUCAUUCACCCCCCACAAACCAAGAUCAGUCAUGCCAUCAACAGUCAUGUCCAGAGCUACUACCACACCCACCCACAAGCCCGCAACCCACCCAUCAACCAUUGAUCUGAUAGCUUGUGAGGAUAUCAUCCCACCAACCCAGCCAACACUGAAACAACAUCCUCACCAUCAUCUACCACACUCUGCAAUGCUUCUGCAGCAGCAGUGUUCCCCUUCUCCAUCUUCCAGUGCCACCCAUCAUCAACCGGCCGCAAGACAGGCACUUCAUUUUGGACCCAGUAAGGUGUCUUCAUUCAAAACAGUGUCCAAACCCAGUCAUCCUCUCCUGGCGCCUGUUACCACCAGCUCAAUCAACCAUGACAAAAAGAGAAAAGCUAAGGAUGGUGACGACGCUGGAGAAGCCAAGAAAUCAAAGCCUCGCUCCAAACCCAAGGUUCAAGAUAACAUUGAUGUUCAACUGAUGGCCCAAAAUGAUCAGCUCUCCAAGGUGAACAGCAUCACACUUGUAGCCUGGUUGAAGGAGAAGGGUGUCCAUGUGUCAUCAAAAGAUAAGAAACUUGACCUGAUAUCAAAAGUCAUGACAUUCAUCAACUGCACUGCCAAAGAGAUGUGAGUGAGCGAGAUGCAUUCUAGCUCCCAAAACGUACAGGGUGAUACAUGUCACACAGGUUUUCUGCAGUUGAAUAAUCUACACUGUACUAGGUGAGCACAUAUCCUAUAACUAGAAGAAAUGUUUUG
Molecule: messenger RNA, 3164 nt
Organism: Strongylocentrotus purpuratus (purple sea urchin)
Lineage: Eukaryota; Metazoa; Echinodermata; Echinoidea; Camarodonta; Strongylocentrotidae
Exons: 11
Coding region: 235-3039 (934 amino acids)
Source: RefSeq, a predicted model, not a curated record